Molecule: messenger RNA, 1163 nt
Organism: Pundamilia nyererei
Lineage: Eukaryota; Metazoa; Chordata; Actinopteri; Cichliformes; Cichlidae
Product: E-selectin-like
Exons: 8
Coding region: 69-1163 (364 amino acids)
Biological process (GO): cell adhesion
Cellular component (GO): membrane
Source: RefSeq, a predicted model, not a curated record
UACACAUACUAAGGCUGAAAGCUAGAGAAUCAAGUGCCUUCUGGAGGUUAUCAGGCAUAUCAUUUAAAAUGGAUUCCUUCUUUGGACUAACCCAUGGAUAUAAGAGCUCUGCCUCAUGGAUCAACUUCACCGUUAUUUGUUCAAUGCUGUGCAUGUGGACUAGUGUAGAGUCUUGGUCUUACUUCUACUCGGACAACGCAAUGACAUGGGAUGAUGCACGAAGCUGGUGCCAGGAGCACUACACGGACAUGGUGGCCAUCCAGAACCAGGAGGAGCUUGAGCAUCUUAACAACUGGCUGCCCAAGAAAAAUGGCUACUACUGGAUUGGGAUUCGUAGGAUUAAUAAUGUCUGGACCUGGGUAGGAACCAACAAGCCUCUGACAGAAGAAGCAACCAACUGGGCAAAAGGAGAACCGAACAAUAACGAGGGUGACAAAAACACAGGCAUGCAUGAGGAUUGUGUGGAGAUGUAUAUUAAAAGAGAUAAAGAACCAGGCAAGUGGAAUGACGAGAGAUGUAUAAAAUCAAAGACUGCUCUGUGCUACACAGCGGCUUGUAAGAUUGACUCCUGUUUCCACGGAGAGUGUGUUGAAACCAUCAACAGCCACAAAUGUGAUUGCUUUGAAGGUUUUUUUGGAGACAAGUGUGACCAAGUUGUGCAGUGUAACAAAGGUGAAGUGGUUGUUCCAGAUAAAGGACAUGUAAAUUGCUCUCACAACUAUGGCAGUUUCUCCUAUGACUCCUUGUGUCAGUAUUCCUGUGAGGAAGGAUACAAGCUGAGUGUGCAGACUCCUCUGAGGUGCACGGGGUCAGGAAAAUGGUCAGAAAAACCCCCUACAUGUGAAAUGAUUCAGUGUGAGAAGAUGUCAGAGCCGACACAUGGAUCCAUGAAAUGCUCCGAUCCUCUGGGCUCAUUCAGCUAUCAGUCCACCUGUACUUUUACCUGUGAUGAAGGUUAUGUACUGUCUGGAUCUCCAUCUCUGCAAUGUGAAGCAUCAGCAAAUUGGAAUGGAUCCCAGCCAUACUGUGUUGCUCCUGCUCCAGUUGCAGCAGUCACUGCUGGUGUAGCCACAGGAGGGAUUGCCUUCCUCUCUGGUGUGCCUAUGGCUAUGUGGAUCUUUAAAAAACUGAAGAAAUCAAACAAGUUUGAACAGCAUCUCUGA